This is a messenger RNA of Paracoccidioides lutzii Pb01, 522 nucleotides long. RefSeq lists its product as hypothetical. The record is from RefSeq and is a predicted model, not a curated record. The coding region runs from base 1 to 522 and encodes 173 amino acids. The transcript is spliced from 2 exons.
AUGACGCUACGUACAAAAAUCGGGGAGGCGAUGGAUGCUAGGACAAUCGCCAUUGUACCAAUUGCGUCACAGGAAGAGGAUGACGUUAGUGGAGAGGAGAGUGGCGAGGGUGAGGAGAAAGCAGAGGAGCAAUUGAAUGCCUUGGAUGAGUUGGAUGAGUUAGCCGACGAAGAUUAUAAGGAUGUGGAAGAAGUAGAUGUAAAGAUGAAGCUCAAGGCUAAGAGACAUCCCAUGAACUGGAAGUGGCUUCUGAUCAAGGAGAUAUACCGGGAUCAUCUUUUCAGCCAGGAUCUGACGGGUCACAUAUCGCGUUGGAGCGAACGGGGCGGGAAACAGCUCCAUUUCCUCAGCCUCUCAAAUAGGCCAGUUAGCCGUUUCAUGUUCUUCCGGUUCCUAAUAACAUAUCUCCAGGCAAAUAUUCAGGGGAGCAAAGAGUGGACAGACAAGACUGAGGCAAACACUACCCUUGACCUUUGGGGCUUACCAAGCUCGGGGGAAUAUCUCGAGAAGAACACUUUAUGA